Molecule: messenger RNA, 1674 nt
Organism: Phytophthora nicotianae INRA-310
Lineage: Eukaryota; Oomycota; Peronosporomycetes; Peronosporales; Peronosporaceae
Exons: 1
Coding region: 1-1674 (557 amino acids)
Molecular function (GO): protein binding
Source: RefSeq, a predicted model, not a curated record
AUGGCCGACGCCGCGGACGCGCUGCAGACAGCGCAAACGGGCGUGGACGUGCGACUAGAUGAGCGCAAGAUGUAUGUCGUCGAGUGGGCGGACGGCGCGGCCUUCGGCUUCACCGUCACGCCCGUGCAGUCGGACCGGGGCACUGUGCUGUGCCUUGCACGCCGCACUGCUAGCAGCGCCACCGCUGGACUGCAGGACGUCGUGCCGGGCGACAUGCUGAUCGCCAUUGGAGACGAGAAGGUCUACCAUUUGGGCGCGGGCAACGCCACCAAGCUGCUGCGCUCUGUGCAGAAGCCCGUACGACUCACACUGCAGCUAUCGCCCUACGGUUCGGCCGCCAAAGACCUCCCGGACCUCGCCCCCAACGAAUACACGUAUCUGUGGGAGUCUGGGCCGCUUGGAAUUGUCCUAACAACCGACCCGAAGAGUAAAUUGCCUCUAGUCAAGAGAUUCACGGGCAAAGCCGACAGCCCCGCGCUUGAGAGGGACGUGAACGUCGGAGAUGAGCUGGUGUACGUGAACCAGACGCCGACAUGCGACCACUCGAUCUCGGCCAUUAUCAACAUUAUCAAGGAGUUACCCAAGCCUAUUACAUUGCGGUUCAGGAAGCCUCUGGCGGAGGAGCUGCAAAUGGAGUUGCCAGAGUUGGGAGAAGGAGAAUACGACUUUUUGUGGGAGUACGGAUCUCUCGGGCUCGUGGUGGGCACCUCACCGGAGGGGCUGCCUUAUGUGCGGUCAUUUACGGGCAAGGGAACGUCAAAGCAACUCUCGCAAGUACAGGAGAACGACGAGAUUAUCCUGGUUAACACCAGAUCGGCUCAGGACUACGGCUUCCACGAGACCAUGCAGUACAUUAUGAACGUACCUAAGCCGGCAGUCAUUCGGUUCCGUCGGCCUCCGGCCAACAGAGCGAAGGCAAACUCGCCUCCCAAACUAAAGGAGAGUUCGUCGUUGCCGACCGCGCAAAUGGCAGCGAUGAGUAUCGCCGCACCACAGCGAUCGUCGUCACCUGUGCGCUCUGUGAGCAAUGCAGUUGCCCCACCGGCGCCAGUACGGAGCCACUCUGCGUCCCGUAGCAACUCGGCUGCCAGUGAAAACGAGACUCCUGGCUUGCUUGGAUACCGAAGUGCACGAAGCAACAGUUCCUUCACUAUGUCGCGUCACCAACACUCGAGCAAAUACCAGACUCAGCCGCAGCCUGUGCAGAUGACCGAAGACUUGACGUUCGGUCAAACCGCUUCAGGCCAGAGCUACGGAGACAAUGGGUAUCAGUCGCAAUCCCCGUAUCAGCCAGCGCCUUUGCAGCAACAACAGUCGUUCCAACAAACACAGCCGCAACAGCGUUAUCAGCAGUCGUCGUUCCAACAGAAUGCACCUCAAAUGGAGGAGGACGAGUUCUUUGAGAUCGACUCGAACGCGUACUACCAGAUCCAGUGGACGGACGGUCCGUUCGGCUUCACCGUGCGCGAGGCACAGUCGAAACAGGGCUCAGUGGUCCUUAUUACCAAACGCACCGGCAAGGCCACAUGUGCUGGUCUGCGUCGUGUGGCUGUGGGCGAUCUCCUGAUCAAGAUCGGAGACAAGGACGUCCGUCAGUUGGGCUUCGAGCGGUCGACUAUGCAUCUACGCAACGUCCCCAAGCCGGUGGUGCUGACGUUCCAAGCCAUCGAUUAG